Naegleria lovaniensis is the source of this 1152-nucleotide messenger RNA. RefSeq lists its product as uncharacterized. Bases 1 to 1152 code for a protein of 383 amino acids. The record is from RefSeq and is a predicted model, not a curated record. Lineage: Eukaryota; Heterolobosea; Eutetramitea; Acrasida; Naegleriidae. The transcript has a single exon.
AUGAGCAAACGCACACAUGAAGGAACGAAUUCAACGACCGUUAGGGAUCGUCAUUCGGAGGUUUAUUUGGUAACCAUUGAGGAUGAAACUGAUGAAGAAUUGGUGGAUGAAGAAGAAACCGACUCGGAAGAAUUUACUCCAAUAUCAAAAAAAGUAAAAAUAGUAUCCGAUCAUAUUGAUCUUCCUCCUCAUGCGAAUACCAUAACGGCAUCAUCCUCCCCUUCAACCAAUCCAAGCACAAAUCCGAUCUUUGAAAAAUUAAAAGAAAUGGAUUCAAGUAUAAAUUUUAAAACCAAAAAAGACUUUGAAGAGGCAUUUGCUUCCAUUGCUCAUUAUUUAUUGAAUCAUGUUGAACUGGUUGCGAAAGGAAAGACGUUCCGAUUGGCUGAACUUGAAUUUUAUUAUACAUGUGCUCCAGUACAUAAUGAUCCCUUUAACCAUUGUCAUGCGCUUCAAACAACUAAAGGCGAAUGGUACUUUCAUCAAUCACCAUCAAAACUCAACAAUGAUAAUUAUAGAGGAGGAAAUUAUAAAGGACUGGAUUUGUCGAUUGGUUGUGCCAAAUUUAAGGGAGGUAUUUUGAUUCGCUCAUUGAUUCGAUGCAGUGACAACAAAUUUAUUGAAGGACCGUCGUUGUGUGUGGAUGAAAUACUGUCUCUGUAUUCAUGUAACACAAUUCAUGAAUUUGUCAUGAAACAUUUUCCCAACCAGAAACAUUUUAAUGCAUUGGAUGAAAAGUCUACAGUUCACUUGAGAGUGUGUGCAACACCAAAAUCAGACAGUUUCAUUCGAUCUGCACGAGUUGGAUUGACAUUGAAGCAACAACGUAGCAAAAAGGAGAGAAUUGAGUUUAUUUUCAGACCCUAUCGAUUUUGUUUAAGGCCAGAGAAGGUGAAAAAAGGAAAGCAUUUGAUGGCCAUUGUGUUAUAUAAGGAAUUGUGGACAAAGGGCGAAAAAGAUAUUAUCAAAAAAGUGGAAAAAUUGAUUGGAACUAGUGGUCUUGCAAAAUAUUUUGAAGUGUUUGAAGAAAAGAAAGCGAUUGCUUUUGAAUCAGUUUCAAAAAUUGAUGCUAAAACAGUUAAAAAUUAUGAUAAGGACUUGACGACACAACAAAUUUAUGAGCUUGGAGGUAUUUUGCGUCACAUUUUUUAA